UCGGCCUCCCGCCUCUUUUCUCUCUGUCUCUCUCUCUCCCCGAACUGCUAUUCUCUCUUUCUUUUUGCCUUUUCUCUCUGUUUUCUUGUUUAAGUUUUGCUGGUCCCGCGGGGAUUUCUUUCCACCAUCUCCCUGGCGUGGUGGCCAUAAGUAAAUCUUCAAGAAGCAGCAAACGCCCCCGUAUAAUCAAUCGCUUUUACUUUUGAAACACCCGUCUCUGAUGUUUUGAGACUAUAUAUAGGAAGAGUUUGAUCGUAUUUGCAUCUAUAGUUGGUUCUAAUGGCGCAAGAGUUGGAUGACUUGGAUUUUUGGCUUCCAUCAGAGUUUCUGACGGACGAUUACCUGCUAACUGACCGUUUCGGGACUAGGGGAACCGAUGAUUUUUCGUAUGGAUUUCGGAAUUCGUUUGGUGUCGGUUCGGAUGUGAGUUCACCCGUGGAGUCAGUCACGGGACCGAUGGAAACCGAGAGCGACGAAGAUGACUUGAUCACCGAAUUGAGUCGCAAGUUUGCUUAUUCUACUUUACAAGACUCCAAUUUAUCCUCUGACUACACGACAAAGGGGUGGAGGCCGUCCGGUUCGCCGAGAUCAACUUUGUGCGGGCUUAAACCAGCUUCUAGGGGCGGCUCCAACUCCGUUUCUCGUGUUUGCUCACCCCAGGAUGGUAGAAGCGCCCUGACGUGGGAUUGGCUGAAUGCCGCAGGAGAGGAGGUUAUGAGGAUGCGAAUGAUCGAAGAAGCGGCGUCGUUUUAUUCAACAAAACUCUUCGGGCCGCCCCCCAAACCCAACCCUGUUACUAUGCCCCAACAUAACCCCAAUUCUGCCUCGGGGUUCUACCUGAGCCAAUUCCAAAGACAAGCCCAACUUUCUUGCGAGCAGUUCCAAGCAGCUCAAUUUCAGCAGAUGAAUCAACAUCAUGUGAUUGAUGGAGUUAAUGGGCAAGGGGGUUUGAGGUACCAACUUCAUAAUGGAAGCAUAAAUGGCGCUGGGGGAAGAGCUCAAGGAUUAUCAAUGUCGGCAUGGCCUACUUUACAACAAUCUCAGCAGCAGCAACCCGUUUUGGGAAUGAGAGCUGUUCUUUUCGGAGAAACCGGUGCCAAAAAAGAACGAGUGGGAACAGGCGUGUUUAUGCCUAGAAGAUUUAGUUCAAACCCCACUGGGACCCGUAAGGAAUCAGCUGGGUGCUCCACAGUUCUGCUACCAGAUAGACUGGACCACACCAUGAAUUUGGAUCUGGAUGCCCAGGUGCAGAGCAAUGGGGGUUUCAAGACGCAAUAUGAUGCUGUGUCCAAGCAAAGAGGCAACACCAUGACGGCUCAGCCAGUGAUGAAUCAGGAACUCAGGCUUCCUCAAGAGUGGACUUACUGAGCCAUUACUGUUUCACUCAAGAAAGGGAGGUGUUUUUUUGGAGAGAUUUGGAGUUAAAAGGGAUUUUAUAGAAUGAAAUAGUAAUAACAAGUUAGCAGUUAAAAAAGAAUAGACUUUUAGUGGUAGUAGUCCAGGGCAGUUGGUGAUGGUGAAAAAACAACCAGGGUUCUAUGGGGUUAGUAUUCAGGCUUGAGGGGGAGGAAUAAAAGUUGCCAUUGGGGGUACGGCAAAAAGUAGUGGUAGAAGUUUAAGUAAAUAUUUUGUAGUAGUAUUUUUUGGUUGUUUGGAAUUUGGUGGGCGUAGAAGAAAGUGUGGGGGAGGAUAUCAUUUUCUUGGUUCCCAAUCGGAAAUUGGAACCAUAAACGUUAGUUAAAAAAAAGUAGUUGAUAGGCUUUUUAGGCUGUAAUUCGCCCGAUACCGGUAAAUCGGCUGUGGGUUUUACAAUAUCGAGUGAGUGGUGACGUUGGAGUCUGAUUUUGGUUGCAACUCCAACACUGAUGAUGAAUUUUGUGUUUUGUGUAUGAAAGAGGCUUCCUUUGUACUCCACUCCACUUCAUAUAUUUCAAUGAAAUGAAUUUAGACUGCUCA
This is a messenger RNA of Sesamum indicum (sesame), 1956 nucleotides long. RefSeq lists its product as uncharacterized. The record is from RefSeq and is a predicted model, not a curated record. Lineage: Eukaryota; Viridiplantae; Streptophyta; Magnoliopsida; Lamiales; Pedaliaceae.